AUGGAGGUCACAUCAGAUAAUCAUGUCGCAAUUAUUGUUAUUGCCGCAGUAGUUGGAUUGAUAUGGUCGAUAUUGAUGAUUGUAAUUAGAAUAUUCUUGCGUAUUGUUGGAGUAGUGCAAACAUCGGUAACUCUUCACGCUGUGCACAAUGGAAUUGGCAAGCAGGAAGACUUACUUGCACCCGAUGAAGCUGAUACUGGGUUAAAAACGUUGCUUGGGGAGUUGUUUCGGUCAUUGUCGCAGCGACGCAGUGUAGGCUACCGCAACCAUGGAACAUUGGAGCCUCUCAUCACUGUGAUAGCAUGGUAUAGUCCACACCCAACAUUCCAUCAAAAAAGCGCCUUCGUCCGAUGGACCGUGGUUGAGACGGGUAAUAUGCUGAUCGAGCUGCUAAUUCCCGGCCUCAUCAUUAUGGUGCUUUGGAAUCUUCAAGCGCGGUUCAAGACAAAGAUUACCAUCCUAGUAGCCUUCUCAGCGCAACUUCUGGUCGCAAUCCCGACCAUCUUCAGAUUAAUACUUCUUCACGAGAUGACGACAGAAGACAUUCGCAACAACCGGACUUUUGCAAUCGCUAAUACCGUGGUGCUCACCGAAAUCACGAUGCACUUUUCCCUCAUGGCUGCCACCUUUCCAUGUCUUCGCAAAUUCCUGCAGGCGUUUGAUACGAAUAUGGGCGCAACGACCCAUAUGAUUACUGAUCCGGACGACCCGAAGCAUACUGGGUCAAACGGAAGCUAUGGACCGAGGUCCUUAGACCAACCAUCUCGUGGGAAAGGGACCAGUUUCGAGCAUUGGUCUCGAAACAAUAAUCGGUACAAUCGUAAAUAUCAACCUCACACCGUGACAACAGUUUCGGCCGGUGUAAGUGAUCCGGGUGACUCCCCAGAAGGGGAUGAAAGGUUACAAAGGCAACGCACGAGGAAUAACGACAUGGACAGUGGAAGUGUAGAGAGUGACGAUAGCCAACUUGCUAUAAUCCGGCGGACGCAGCAUUGGGAAGUUACGGUGGAAUUGAGAGGAAACUGA
Aspergillus caelatus is the source of this 1026-nucleotide messenger RNA. RefSeq lists its product as uncharacterized. NCBI's taxonomy places the organism in Eukaryota, Fungi, Ascomycota, Eurotiomycetes, Eurotiales, Aspergillaceae. The coding region runs from base 1 to 1026 and encodes 341 amino acids. The transcript is spliced from 6 exons. The record is from RefSeq and is a predicted model, not a curated record.